Messenger RNA from Racocetra fulgida, 965 nucleotides. The record is from the annotation of a GenBank genome assembly. NCBI's taxonomy places the organism in Eukaryota, Fungi, Glomeromycota, Glomeromycetes, Diversisporales, Gigasporaceae.
UUAAAAGCAGUGGCAGAAGUAAUGGCAGAAGCAGCAACAGAAGUAGUUGAAGCAAUGGCAGAAGCAGCAACUGCAGAAACAUUAGAAGCAGCAAUAGCAGAAGCAUCAGAAGCAGUAACAGCAGAAGCAUCAAAAGCAGCAAUAGUAGAAGUAUUAGAAGUAGCAACGGCAGAAGCAUCAGAAGCAGCAACAGCAGAAACAUCAGAAGCAGCAAUGUCAGAAGCAGCAACAUCAGAAGCAACAAAAGCAGCAACAGCAGAAGCAGCAAUAGCAGAAGCAACAGCAGAACCAACAGCAAAAGAAGAUAAUGUAAAGAACAUGGUAAGUACUAUUGAUAAUAAUGAAUCAAGCAAAUUGGAAAAGAACAAAGUUGAGGACUUAACAGUGACAAAUGAUACAACAAUUAAAAAUAGUCUUGAUAAUAGUGCCGAAAAAGAUGAAGAAAAGAUAUUCAUUCAUUAUCAAGAAUUUGCUAAAAUGGAUAAUGCCGAUGGGAUGAAAGUUAUUGAUUAUUCUUGUUAUAAUAGAGUUGAAGUCGAAACAAACGAAUAUAAAAUUAGUAUCAAUGUGGAUAUUGUGGAGAUAAUAUGUAUUGAACAAGUUGAUAGUAGGAUAAAUGUAAAGGAGAUGGAUAAAGUUAGUGUAAUGAAUUAUGAAGAUACAAAUCAAGUGAAAGGAAUAAAGGUGAACAUACCUGAUUCAAAUAAUGGAAUCAACGAUCUUAAAUGUUGUUACGAAAUAGAAAGUGGUAUAGAAAAUGAUGAUGAUGAAAUAUGUAUUACUGGAGGCAGUCAUCAAAAUAGAAUUAGAGUUAAAAUAGGCGAGUAUGAAGCUUUCAAAUAUGACAUGAAAUGUGAUGAUGAUGAUCAAAAUGUGAUAGAUCAAGGUGAUGGAAUAUAUUAUUAUAGAAAAUGUUGUAAUAAUGGAGUAGGAGUUGAUAAAGAUGAUGGAAUGGCUUUUGAAUA